AUGUGCCUCGACACAUGCCACAGACACAAAACCAAACCCAAACCCAAAACGCCCUCCCCCGCCCCCUCCACCACCUCCCGCCCCCUCAACAUCCUCCUCACCAACGGCCGCUUCCCCGCCACCAUCGACCUCGCCCGCCAGCUGCACCUGGCCCACCACACCAUCACCGUCGUGGACCCCAUGCACUACCACGUCUGCCGCUUCUCCCGCUCCGUCCACAAGUCCAUCCACGUCCCCGCCCCACACGUCGACCCAUCCGGCUACAUCGCCGCCGUCUCCUCCGCCGUCUCCUCCGAGAACAUCGACCUCAUCAUCCCCAUGCACGAAGAAAUCUUCUACCUCGCCGCCUGCAACGACCAAGCCAUCCUGCAGCGCCUCUUCGCGCCCCCCCUCGAGCCCCUCAUUGCCCUGCACAACAAGUGGGAGUUCACCCGCCUCCUGACCCGCGCGGGGCUCGCCGCGCCAAAGACGUGGCUGUGCCGCUCCCGCGCGGACGUGGAGAAGCUGGACCGCACCAUGGCGCUCGCGCUGAAGCCGGUGUUUGGGCGUGCGUGCGCGGGCGUGUAUAAGCUCACGCCGGGGAAGCCGAUACCGGCGGGUCUGGACGUAAGGGAGGACAACCACUACGUUGCGCAGGAGUGGCUUGUGGGACGGCGGCUGUGCAGCUAUGCGGUUGUGCGUGCGGGGCGGGUGAGGGCGUUUGCGGUGUACCCUGUCGAGGACACGAUUGAUGGCAGCAGCGCGGUGAGCUUUGUUAGUGUUGAGCAUCGGGGGGUGAGGGAGUAUGUGGAGGGGCUUGUGAGGGUGUUGGGGGAGGUGGAUGGACAGGUGGCCCUGGACCUCGUGGAUGUGGAGGGGCGCGGGGUCGUGGCGAUUGAGUGUAAUCCGAGGGCGACGAGUGGGAUACACCUGUUUUCGCGGACGAGGGCGCUGGCGGAGGCGCUGGUGGGGGAUGGGGAUGGGGUGUGGGAGGCGAGGCCGGGGGCGAGGAGGCAGUUGAUGCCCGGGAUGCUGAUGUGGGAUCGGAGUGGCGGGUAUUUGGCGCAUAUGAAGAGGUUGAUGGGGAGUAAGGAUGUGUUGUUUAGUACGAGGGAUUUGAUGCCGAGUUUGAUGCAGCCGUUUCUGUUGACGAGUUAUUAUAAGAUCUGUCAGGAGAGGAAGAUGAAGCUGCCGGAGAUGUUUCAGUGGGAUUUGACGUGGGAGCCGGAGGGGGAGGAGUUGGCGAGGGUGAGGAAGAGGGUGGAUGGCUUUGUGGAUGGCUUUGUGGAGAGGGGGGCGGCGGUGGAUAGUGUUGAGGCGUAG
Messenger RNA from Morchella importuna, 1302 nucleotides. RefSeq lists its product as uncharacterized. Lineage: Eukaryota; Fungi; Ascomycota; Pezizomycetes; Pezizales; Morchellaceae. Gene Ontology annotation, molecular function: metal ion binding; ATP binding. The coding region runs from base 1 to 1302 and encodes 433 amino acids. The transcript has a single exon. The record is from RefSeq and is a predicted model, not a curated record.